UCGAGGGCGUGGCUAUACUUUUAUUACCCUUUUUAAGCUUUGUUUUAUAACAAAUAUUCAUCUGACUAUCAUAAACUAUACAUCAUUUGAAAGCUAAAACACUCAAGAAUCGUGUUCUAAACUUGUUUUUGCAAUCAAUACACCAGAGAGGAAAGGGUUAAAUUAAAUGCAAAAGGACUGCUCAUUUGAAAAUGAGCAAAAUGAACCGCUAUACUCAUCUUUCAUCUCGUAUGGUUCAGAUCAGUUCGGAAGAAUCCAAGAAACAACAGCAUACAUUUCAAUGUAAGGGUCCACUCUUCAAAAUGCAUCCCACUUUUUAAUCCAAAACAACGAAAAAUAGGGAAAAAAAUGAAAUAUCCUCCUUUGUUUACAUGAGCGUUUUCGAGAUAGAGUUCGCAUCAUGUUCAUUUUCAAAGAAAUAUCGAUUCUAAUCCAUAUUCCAACACUCAAAAGCCAUCUCACCCCUGUAGUUUAGACUCUUCCGGAUGAAAUGAGUCAUCCCCCUUCUCUCUGCUUCAAUCACAGGCUAUGUAAUCGAUCAAAAUGCCAAGGGACCGCCUGACAGGCUUAGAAACCUGUCAAUCUUGCAUCUCGGUUUUUGACUGGAUAAAGUCUGGAUAAAGCCAGCCAAUGUGUAAUCGGCAAUGUUUUGAUGGAUGUGAGUAUUAACCAAUUAAAACACGAUUGCAGUGAUUGACAGUUCUCAAGCAGAUUUGUCAAAUACAAGUGCGCAAUGUUGUCGUUCGUUCGUGCGCUUCCGCCAUUUUGCGCACAGAGCGCAUAGGCUAGGUAUUGGUUUGCAACACGGAGCUCGUAUCAACUCAUAGAUUUUCUCCAAAGUUAUAUUUGACAAUCUCCAUCAUGGAUCGUCGUCUACAGAAGGGUUUUUGUGGUGUUGAGAGUAUUUUGGAGGAAGUGAUGAGAAGCAGCGACGAAGAGCAGCAGAAAGACGCAGAGAGAUGCAUCUCAGACAGAGAGAGCACGGUGUCGAGCGUCGUCGAUUCGGCAGAAGAGGAGAUGUUUGUUCAUGGACUCGAUCCCGUUUUAGAUCGGCCUUCAACUGAAUCAGAUGAGGAAUGGAAUCCGGAGUCCAGUCAUGAGCGACAAAGGAGACGCCGGCAGUCAUCGUCAUCUUCUGCAUCUCCAUCUGAAUCUGCUUCAGCUACCAGAGGCAGAGGCAGAGGCAGAGGCAGAAGUACAGGUACAGGUACAGGUACAGGUAAAGUUUGA
Messenger RNA from Rhinichthys klamathensis goyatoka, 1230 nucleotides. RefSeq names its product serine/Arginine-related protein 53-like. The coding region runs from base 862 to 1230 and encodes 122 amino acids. The transcript is spliced from 3 exons. The record is from RefSeq and is a predicted model, not a curated record. Lineage: Eukaryota; Metazoa; Chordata; Actinopteri; Cypriniformes; Leuciscidae.